This is a messenger RNA of Labrus mixtus (cuckoo wrasse), 1246 nucleotides long. RefSeq names its product ADP-ribosylation factor-like 4D (gene arl4d). Gene Ontology annotation, biological process: vesicle-mediated transport; intracellular protein transport. The coding region runs from base 253 to 858 and encodes 201 amino acids. Gene Ontology annotation, cellular component: cytoplasm. NCBI's taxonomy places the organism in Eukaryota, Metazoa, Chordata, Actinopteri, Labriformes, Labridae. The transcript is spliced from 2 exons. The record is from RefSeq and is a predicted model, not a curated record. Gene Ontology annotation, molecular function: GTP binding; GTPase activity.
GCUCCUCACACACACUCAGUGCUGCUGGAGAGCAGGACGAGAGUGGAUGUGACCGACGGGACGAGGACCGUUUUGUUUAUUAAGUCAACUACCAUGGAUGUGUUUAUUUCUUGUGGAUAAUGUUUCAUCGCCGCACAUUUAAAAAGAUAAGGUCACCGAGGACAGGGAGCAAAUGCCAGAAUACUGAAAGAGGAUUAAACCAGGAAUCCGUCACCUCCCCCUAAGUAGGUGUGAAUUUGCUGGCUUGCCACCAUGGGGAACCAGCUGACCGACAUGGCGCCCAACACGUCGUUCCUGCCAAGCUUCCAGUGCCUUCACGUGGUCGUGAUCGGGCUCGACUCGUCCGGGAAGACCUCGCUGCUCUACCGGCUGAAGCUGAAGGAGUUUGUGAACACGAUCCCGACGAAGGGCUUCAACACGGAGAAGAUCAAAGUGGCCGUGGGGGCGUCCCGGGCCAUCAACUUCCAGGUGUGGGACGUGGGCGGUCAGGAGAAGCUGCGGCCCCUGUGGAAGUCGUACACCCGCCGCACGGACGGGAUGGUCUUCGUGGUGGACUCGACGGAGCUGGAGCGCAUGGAGGAGGCCAAAGUGGAGCUCCACAAGAUCACCCGCACCUCCGAGAACCAGGGCGUCCCCGUGCUGGUGCUGGCCAACAAGCAGGACCUGGACUCGGCCCUGUCCGUCGGCGAGGUGGAGAAGCUGCUCGCCGUGCACGAGCUGAGCACGUGCACGCUGCGCCACGUGCAGAGCUGCAGCGCCGUGGACGGUCAGGGGCUCCAGCCGGGCCUGGAGAAACUGUACGACAUGAUCCUGAAGAGGAAGAAGACGGUGAAGCACAACCGGAGCAGGAAGAGAUGAACUCUGUUGCUCACGCUGAGGACGUUAAGUUUGGGAGAUUUAUCCACGAGACACUUUUUAAUGGUCGCUUUUAACGGGAGAGCGAUUUGUGCCAACAAAAACAAGAACCACAAACGGCCUCGGGGUCGGAGAAAUGGAUUGUCUCACAACAACCGGAGCAGUAUUGACUUAUUCUUUGUUCUACAAACAUGCAGCCGACCUUUGAAAGCUCAACUUAUAGAUUUAAAAGGGAAACUUGAUCGCAGUUAGUCCUCACUAAGUGCUUUUCUAAAACUUGAUUUAAAGAAGGAUUCUAACAAGACGUUUGCUUGUUAGCUGUAGGACUCAUUUUUCAAACACACGUGCAUCCAUACGGCAGGCGUGUAGACGAGACACAUAUCAUAUAGAA